Messenger RNA from Dictyostelium discoideum AX4, 1596 nucleotides. It is a transcript of the gene cpnB-1, whose product is annotated as phospholipid-binding protein. Gene Ontology annotation, biological process: cellular response to calcium ion. The record is from RefSeq and is a predicted model, not a curated record. The transcript is spliced from 3 exons. Gene Ontology annotation, cellular component: plasma membrane; nucleus; cytosol. The coding region runs from base 1 to 1596 and encodes 531 amino acids. Gene Ontology annotation, molecular function: calcium-dependent phospholipid binding. Lineage: Eukaryota; Evosea; Eumycetozoa; Dictyosteliales; Dictyosteliaceae.
AUGACAACACCAAUUAGUUUAAGUAAACCCAGAGUAGAAUUGAGAUUUAAAUGUUCACAUUUAAAGAAUUUGGGUAAAUAUCAAUAUAAAUCAGAUCCAUUGAUUAUGGUUUUUGACAAAAGAGGUGAACAUGGUGAAUCAAUAUUUGUAGGACAAACUGAAAAAAUUAACAAUAAUUUAAAUCCAGAAUUUAAAAAAUCAGUUAUUAUUGAUUAUCAUUUUGAAAAUAUUCAAAAUCUUAGUUUUAUUGUUGUUGAUAUUGAUAAAGAAAUUAAAAGAGUUGGUGAUUUAGAAGGUAAUGAUAUUAUUGGUCAAUAUACAACAACAUUAGGUAAUAUUAUAUCAAAACCAAAUAAAAAAGUUAUUAGCGAAAUUAAACAUAAAGGUAAAGAAACAGGUGUUAUUGAGAUAACAGCAGAAGAAAUUCGUGAAACUGGUCAUAACUUUUUAUUUAAAAUUAAUGGUACAAAAUUGGAUAAAAAAGAUUUAUUUACAAGUGACCCAUAUUUUAAGAUUUAUAAAACCUCAUCAAGUGGUAAUGUAUUGGUUUAUCAAAGUGUUGUAAUUAAGAAUACAUUAAAUCCAAAUUAUGAACCAGUGAUGAUGAAAUUAGAGGAAUUAAAUAAUGGUGAUAUGUUUAGAGAAUUGGUAUUUGAAUUUUGGGAUCAUGAUUCAGUUGGUGAGCAUGAUUUCAUUGGAUUAUUCACAACCAAUGCCGAUACAGUUUUAAAAGGUAUCACUAGAGAAUUCCCGUUAAUCAAUGCAAAGAAAGCAGCUAAAAAAUCAGGUUCCUAUAAGAAUUCUGGUGUAAUAACAUUUACAGAUUGUAGAUUAGUUGGACAACCAACUUUUAUAGAUUACUUAUCAGGUGGUUGUGAAAUUAAUUUAAUGGUUGCAAUUGAUUGUACUGCAAGUAAUGGUUCACCAUCAACUUCAACUUCAUUACAUUAUCACACACCAAGCCAUCCAAGCCAAUAUGCAAAAUCAAUCUUUUCAGUUGGUUCAGUAUUGGCACCAUAUGAUUCUGAUGGAAAUAUUGAGGUGUUGGGUUUUGGUGGUAUUCAUAGGGGUAGUACAAGUCAUUGUUUCCAAUUUGGUUCAAAAAAAGAAGUACGUGGUGUUGAGGGUGUUUUAUUAACUUAUGGUGAAGUUAUACCAUCAAUGUCAUUAUCUUAUCCAACCAAUUUCAAAGAUAUCAUUUCUUACGCUGCAAAGAAAUCAUUGGAUGGUGUUACUUCAAAAUCUCAAAAAUAUACUAUACUCUUAAUUUUAACCGAUGGUGAAAUCUCUGAUAUGAAUGAAACAGUUCAUGAAAUUGUUAAGGCUUCAAAACAAUCACCUCUCUCUAUAGUUAUCAUUGGUAUUGGUGAAGCUACAUUCGAUAAUAUGAAUAGAUUGGAUGGUGAUGAUGGUAAUUCUUUAACUGAUUCUUCAGGUCAAACUGCAACUCGUGAUAUCGUUCAAUUCGUACCAUUCAAUAAUUUCUCUGCAAAUCCUGAAGCUUUAGCCACUGAAACACUUCGUGAAAUACCUCAACAAUUACUUGGUUUUAUGAACCAAAAUAAUUAUUUACCAAUGAGUCAUAGAUUAAAAUAA